Molecule: messenger RNA, 1693 nt
Organism: Malaya genurostris
Lineage: Eukaryota; Metazoa; Arthropoda; Insecta; Diptera; Culicidae
Product: actin, muscle-type A2-like
Exons: 3
Coding region: 176-1306 (376 amino acids)
Biological process (GO): mitotic cytokinesis
Source: RefSeq, a predicted model, not a curated record
AUUCAGUUUCGGAGUAUAAAACCGGUGGUUCCGUCACGCAGUCCCAAUUAUUCGCAUUCGGAUUUUAACGCCUGCUGGUGCGAUCUCAAGUGAUCCUUUGUCCGGUGAACAGCAUCCAGUGCUUUUUCCUUAUCAUUUCCUAAAGAACUCGUAAAAGAGCCAACGAACUGCCAAAAUGUGUGAUGAUGAUGCAGGAGCACUGGUGGUCGACAAUGGAUCCGGAAUGUGCAAGGCCGGAUUCGCCGGUGAUGACGCCCCACGUGCCGUCUUCCCGUCCAUCGUUGGCCGACCCCGGCACCAGGGUGUGAUGGUCGGUAUGGGUCAGAAGGAUGCCUACGUUGGUGACGAAGCCCAGUCCAAGCGUGGUAUUCUCACUCUGAAGUAUCCGAUAGAGCACGGUAUCAUCACGAACUGGGACGACAUGGAAAAAGUUUGGCAUCACACCUUCUACAACGAGCUGCGAGUAGCGCCGGAGGAACAUCCGGUUCUACUGACAGAGGCUCCGCUCAAUCCAAAGUCCAACCGUGAGAAAAUGACUCAGAUCAUGUUUGAGACGUUUGCCUCACCGGCCGUGUAUGUCGCCAUCCAGGCUGUGCUGUCCCUGUAUGCCUCCGGUCGUACCACUGGUGUAGUGCUGGAUUCAGGAGAUGGUGUUUCACACACGGUCCCAAUUUAUGAAGGAUAUGCCUUGCCACAUGCCAUUCUUCGCAUGGAUUUGGCCGGACGUGAUCUCACUGAUUACUUAAUGAAGAUCCUGACUGAACGCGGUUACUCUUUCACCACCACCGCUGAACGUGAAAUUGUCAGAGAUAUCAAGGAAAAGCUGUGUUACGUGGCUCUGGACUUUGAGCAGGAAAUGCAAGCCGCUGCUGCUACCUCAUCCUCAGAAAAGUCCUACGAACUUCCUGAUGGUCAAGUCAUCACCAUCGGAAACGAGCGUUUCCGUGCACCAGAAGCACUUUUCCAACCGUCCUUCCUCGGCAUGGAAGCUACCGGUGUUCACGAAACUGUAUACAGUUCUAUAAUGCGCUGCGAUGUUGACAUCCGUAAGGAUCUGUAUGCCAACAGUGUCUUAUCCGGUGGAACCACAAUGUAUCCAGGUAUUGCUGAUCGUAUGCAGAAGGAAAUCACCGCCCUGGCUCCGUCUACCAUCAAAAUCAAGAUCAUUGCACCACCGGAACGUAAAUACUCCGUCUGGAUCGGAGGUUCCAUUCUGGCUUCGCUGUCCACCUUCCAGACCAUGUGGAUUUCGAAACAGGAGUACGAUGAAGGUGGCCCAGGAAUCGUCCACCGCAAGUGCUUCUAAGUGCCACUGAGCCGCUCGAUAGCAUUAGAAAAACUGCCGCCGGAUGUGACGAAGACGAACGACCAACAAAUCUUUGAUUCAACAGCUACAGUCAAAUUGCAUGUUAUUCAAAUGCAAAUACCGCCAAUGCACAGCCUAAGACAAUCGGUUGCUUUCUCAGUUCAUGUAUCUAGUUGAGGAAGUUCAGGUACGCCCGCAAUAAUUCCAAUAAAGGAACAUCAUUUAUAAGUAACACCUGCUUUUGUUAGCAACAAACAUCUCCGUGAUUUACAAGUUUGGUGUUAUGACAAUUCUCUUUGAAAGACCUGCAAUUAGCACUGCCUUGUAAUAUCUACAUCUACUUUUACGUUUACCACGUUUUCAAUAAUAAAAUUUCUAGGAAAAUCA